Molecule: messenger RNA, 884 nt
Organism: Microplitis mediator
Lineage: Eukaryota; Metazoa; Arthropoda; Insecta; Hymenoptera; Braconidae
Product: receptor expression-enhancing protein 5-like
Exons: 4
Coding region: 127-672 (181 amino acids)
Source: RefSeq, a predicted model, not a curated record
ACGAACCGAGCGUUCAAGGCAAAGCAAUAAAAAAAAAAGUUGUACAAUUAGUAUACAUAAUUAAAUUACAUAUAUAUUAAAUUAGCAAAUAAUAUUUUAUAAAUAAAUUUAAAUAAAAAUCAAACGAUGGCACGGGUCGUAGCUGUAAAAGAAAGCAUCGAAAAAGCUUUGAAAGACGAAACAAAGCCAUGGACUAAAUUAUUUGCUAUGGCAGAGGCAAAAACUGGCAUCGAUCGGCUUUAUAUCUUUCUAGGUUUCGUAGGCUUCCUAGCUCUGUAUCUCGUUAUUGGAGUCGGACAGCAGCUUGUUUGUAAUAUAAUUGGGUUUGUUUAUCCUGCAUAUUGUUCUAUGAAAGCACUUGAGUCACGAAGCAAAGAAGAUGACACUAAAUGGUUGACUUACUGGGUUGUUUUCGCUGUCUUUACUAUCAUUGAAUUUUUUUCCGAGUAUAUUGUCUGCUGGUUCCCGGUUUAUUGGCUUUUCAAGUGUAUUUUCUACAUUUGGUUGAUGGUUCCACUGGAAUACAACGGAUCCAUCGUUCUUUACCAUCGUUUUAUCAGACCAAAAUUCAUUAAGUAUCAACCGGAAGUUGAUAGUCUCGUAUCAAAAGCUCGUGAUGCUGCUGCUAAAGUAACAUCAGACGUAAUACGAGAUUCAUUCAAAUCGGAAUAAGAUAUGAGUAAUUAUUAGCUAGUUUUUUUGUCUUGAUUACAUCGGGUUAGAUAAAUUUUUUGUGUUAUUAAGAAUAUUAAGUAUUGAUUAUUUAUUUAUAAUACGGACUUUGAUAGUCUGUCAUUAAAUUCCAUUUUCCAGUGCACAAAUUUUUUUUAAUUGUUUGCGGGUAUAAAUUCUUAAGUAAUGUAAUAAAUAAAAAUAUAAUAAAA